Drosophila bipectinata is the source of this 1446-nucleotide messenger RNA. RefSeq names its product alpha-1,3-mannosyl-glycoprotein 4-beta-N-acetylglucosaminyltransferase b (gene Mgat4b). Gene Ontology annotation, biological process: protein N-linked glycosylation. NCBI's taxonomy places the organism in Eukaryota, Metazoa, Arthropoda, Insecta, Diptera, Drosophilidae. Gene Ontology annotation, molecular function: acetylglucosaminyltransferase activity. The record is from RefSeq and is a predicted model, not a curated record.
AUGAACGUGAUCCAGAUUCGUUGGAAAGCCUGCGGGGCUGUUGCUUUAAUGUACUUGGGGAUGGUUCUAGUGUUCCUUAUUUUGGAUCACAUGGGAAUCCAACCCAUAGAGCCAGCCCAACCCAAGUUAUCCGAAGAAAGUCCAAGAAACCCCCUAAGAAGGACCUCUCAGAACCCCAACUGGUUCUCAAGAGAUAUGAUAGCUAAUCCGGAGACAAGACCCCGUUACAAAUACAGCCAUGGUAGGCAAGGUGUCAAGUACGUGAUUGGAGUCCCAACUGUGGCUAGACCCAGGCGGCACUAUGUGCUCAAGAUGGUGAAAGGUCUGAUCCAAAACAUGUCUUCCAAGCAGCAGAAUGAUAGCCUCAUUGUGAUCUUUGUGGGUGAGACCAACCUAACCUUUGUCGAGGCCCUGGUGGGUUUACUGGAGUACAGUCAUCCACUACAUAUGCAGGCGGGUCUCGUAGAUGUGAUUGCCCCGCCUGUGGAGUACUAUCCGGACUUCUUAAGCCUCAAGAUCACGUUGCAGGAUGACCCGGAAAGGUCGCACUGGAGGGCCAAGCAGAAUCUGGACUACAUGUUCCUGAUGUCCUAUGCGCGCCGGAAGGGAGCCUUCUACCUGCAGCUGGAAGACGACGUGGUGGCCAAUGACGGAUUUCUGGAAUACAUCCAGAGGUUUGCCGCCUUGCACAGCCACUUCCAGCUCGCCAAUCAGCCCGACUGGAUUGUGAUGAGCUUCUGCGACCUGGGAUUCAUCGGAAAACUAUUUCCCGCCGCGGGGGUUAGGUCCUUUGUGUCCUAUGUCCAGUUGUUCUACAACGACCAGCCCAUCGACUGGCUGCUGCACAGCUUCGUGGCCCUUCAGAGCUGCCGUUGGGAGAGUAUUUCCGGUCCGAAAUGCCAGGAGGAGCUCGAGCUGAGAUUCAUCCGAUCCUCGCAGUCCCAGUUCCAGCACAUGGGCCAGGUGUCCUCGCUGCCGCAGAAGGUUCAGAAACGAAAGGACAAGUGCUUCAAUCGGGAUAUUGGAAAGCAACGAAUGCCCCACCUGCGGCAGCCCUUCAACCUGGUCUCCUCGCACCGGAAAAGACUUCUCCGCCAGCACAAGGACUUGGAACCUGGCGAAACCUUUAUCUGGAUGUACUUGCCCCAGAGGUCAAAGAUGUUGCACCAACUGAUGCAGGAGAAGUACAGUGGACAUCAGAUUCGUAUCCGGAAUGGCAAAGAUAGUGACAGGACUCUGCCGGAGUUGGAAGUGGAGGUGGUGGAGGGGAUUCCCAUCCUAAAGAAGAAUAGUUCGGACACCAAGGGAUGUGGUUUUCUUCUCAGUUACUCCAUGUCGGAUAAGCCAGGGUCCUUCAGCUAUAUGCUUUACUACAUUAGAGAGGAAUACGAGGGACUUACUUGGUUCCGAAACUUCUUUUGGGACUCGGGAAGAUCGGCUAUAUAG